AUGGCAAAGCGUCCUAGAGCCACACAAGACAGCAAACCUGAAGGAGAGCCCAAAUUUUUGAAAAAUGACAAGGAAUACAAAAUGCUCAAUGAUUUGCAGAAUAAAGGGACACUUUAUGACAAAAUUUCAGCAAUAAUCAGGAAGAUCGAAAUCACUUACAGGCCAGAUAAAUUUUGCGAUUUUAAUUCGAUCGGAAUCUUGCUUGACAUGGCUAAAAAGAAAAGCAGGCAUCACAGUGAAGCUGCGGUUGAUGGUCUAAAAGAACUUUUCAUAGAAAAAUUGAGAAAGCCAAGGAAACCUGUAGAAAAUGAAGAAAGUGAGAAAGAAAAUGGAAAGGGAAAACAGAAAAAGAAAGAGGAAGGAAAGGGCAAAGACGUUGUGCAAGAAAAAAUAAUUGAGAAAUACAGAGAAUUUGUUGAAAUUUUGAAACAAAGCAGUACGGUGGAGCACUAUAGCCCAGCAGCGAUUUUUGAUCGCCCUGGGCUAGGAGAUGGCUUAGAAAAUCCCCAAUUCGGUUUUUCAACUCAAAUUGGCAAACGCAUCUUAUACGGAGCAUUUGCCAACUCCCCAAUCUGGUUUGUCAACUUGAGUUGAAAACCCAACUCGAGGAGUUUCUGAGUCUUCUUCUAACCCAGGGCGAUCAAAAAUAGCUCUUAGGCUAUACCAUAAGCAUAUGAUAAGAACUAUGAGUGAGUUGGUGAUUAUGAAAGAAGAGCUGAGAGAUAGACUUAUUGAAGAAAUCAUAAAUAAGCUUGGCGAUCCAAAUAAUGCCAUUCCUACCUGUGUAGUUCUCGAGUGCAACAAUAUAGUAAGAAGAAGGAGAUUCUUACUUGUUCCAGUUCUAAAGGCAAUUUCUCACUUCGUAUUUAGGAAAAAUCAAAGUGCAAAUGCAAAAUUUUAUUACAUUUUUACUCAACAGAGACAUAUUUUCUUUUAUUAAAAUUCAUAGUCCAUAUUUAAUGAAAUAUGCAUACUCCAUUGUUCUGAUCAACUCAAUUAAGCUAAAGCCAGGGGAGCAAGAAGCAGUGAAAAUAAUCAUCCAAACCUUAUUAAAAUUAUUUACUACUCUUGUAAAAGAAGCAAGGCAGCAAGGAAGCAAAGCCAUUGCAUUGCUGCUGAAGACAUUGAAUAAAACCUUCCCCUUGCACAGUGCUAAAGGCGCAGUCUAUCAAGAUUUCUUCAAAGCUGAAAUUGAUGAGCUUUAUAGCUUGACCCACCAUCAAGAGAACAUCAAUAUCCAAAUUGAGUCCUUAAGGUUUGUUUUUCAGAUGGAGCUUACUCAAGGCGCUAUUUCAGACAGAUAUUAUCGUGCUCUUUAUGAGCAUAUUUUACCACAUCCAAGGCUUCGCUCAAUCAACUACAAAUCUUUGACUCUUCUAUUUAACACAAUAAUGAUGAGUCUAAAAGAAGAUUUCAACCUUACAAGGGUCAAAGCCUUUUUAAAGAGACUAAUGCAGUGCUGCUUGAUUGCUGAUUCUCCAUUUAUUUUGGGAACACUUUUACUAGUAUAUGAAGUCAUGAAGAUUCAUCCUGGAACUUACACAAUGGUACAAGAAGCUAUUGUGCAGGAUGAGGAAGAAAAAUAUGAAGAUGCCCCUGAUUCUGAUGCAGAAGAAGAAAAAGUGGAAGAAGAGGAGAAAGCAGAAGAAGAAAACAAUGAAAAGCCUUCACUGUCAGGCUAUGACCCUAUAAAAAGAGAGCCAAAGUACUCUGGUGCUGAAUAUGCAAACUUUUUCGAGUUAAAGCAGCUUACCAAAAACCUCCACCCAACAAUUUCAAAAUGGGCCCAAAAAAUUUUAAAUAAUGAGCCUAUAGAAUACGAAGGCGACCCACUCCUAGAUUUUUCAUUAAUCAAUUUCCUUGACCGCUUCGCCUACAGAAACCCCAAAACCAGCAUAAUUAGCAAGCUGCAAGGAAAGAAGGUCAGAAUGAGUUUAGUUGAAGAAACAGUCAACUCCAAAAAUUUCAAGCUAAAAGGUGAAAACGAAGUGAGAGAAGAAGAAAAAUUCUUCCAUAAAUAUUUCAACAUGAAAAAAGAUGAGCCUGAGGAAGAAGAAGAAGACAUGGACGAAGACAUGAUCGGAGAAAAUGAUUCUGAUGUUAUGGACUUUGGAGAUCUAGAUAUGGGUGGCGAAGGAGAUUUUGGAGAAGAAGAAAUCGAAGAUGCAAGCAAAGGAAGAAAGAAGAUGAAGAGAAGUGUUUUCGCUGACGCCGACGAGUAUAACGAAAGAUAA
This is a messenger RNA of Blepharisma stoltei, 2234 nucleotides long. The record is from the annotation of a GenBank genome assembly. Lineage: Eukaryota; Ciliophora; Heterotrichea; Heterotrichida; Blepharismidae.